Messenger RNA from Penicillium verrucosum, 3900 nucleotides. RefSeq lists its product as uncharacterized. Gene Ontology annotation, molecular function: protein binding. Bases 1 to 3900 code for a protein of 1299 amino acids. Lineage: Eukaryota; Fungi; Ascomycota; Eurotiomycetes; Eurotiales; Aspergillaceae. The record is from RefSeq and is a predicted model, not a curated record. The transcript has 6 exons.
AUGUCCUCAAUAUUAUGUUGUGGUAUUUGGCGCCGAAACCGUGACGGAAAGGGUCCCAGGCAACCUGAGGACAAUCUCGCACUAGAAGGUUCCGUCCAUAGCAAAAUUACAACGGAAACCAAAGUAUUUACGGCACCAGGCGAUGCUGAGAUGCCUUCAGCGCCCUCCGCCCAGCAAAGCCUCAAUUCCGUUUCUCAGGUCCAAGCGCCCCACGAACCUCCAAAAGAUCAAGCAUCCAAACAAUCGAACCAGCGGAGGCCAUAUGCUGACAACUACGACCUGUGGACUGAAGCCCUAGAGUCAUUAAAGGAAGAAGAAAGGCGUGAUGUGGAGGCGUUGCUGGGUGAUCUGGACCGCGACGACACCGAUAGGAAAGGGUUGGUAGAGGACAUUCAAAAGCAACUGGAUGUGGCAUCGAAGAGCGAGCAUCACGACAGAACGACAUCUAUUGACAAAUUCUUAUCCGUGUUGAACAAAUUUCUUUCCGUCGGAGAUGUCGUUGUCAGCUUUGACCCUGUUCAUGCUGCCCUGCCAUGGGCCGCUGUUCGAUCUGUUAUCGUGAUUUUGACCGCAAACCGCGAGUUAAAAGGCUUUAUCCUCACUGGAAUGGCCGAGGUUGCUUCGCUCCUCGUACGAUGUGACAUGUACCAGCAAUUAUACAUGGCUCCAGAUCCCACUCUCCGCCCGCCCGAAGACGCCUUGGGUAAACUGAGCGCAUCCAUUGUCCAAACUUAUGCUGGAUUACAGUCAUUCCUUGCCUUCAUGGUAAGACGCCAGCAGAGCAAGGUCAAGAUAGAUGCUGUAUUCAAGCUCGAAAACGCACGAAGCCAUAUGGACAAGCUCGCUGGAAGUGAAAAGCAGUUACUGCAAGCUGCAGACGGCUGUGAAAAGGCUUGUGAUCUAUCAAGUCGAUCUGAUCUCAGAGAGCUUCUUAACAUCACAGCGGAGAUCCCUACCAUUCGGUACCAGGUAGAUUUGAUUAUGGAACGAAUUAGCGUCAAGGACGAGCGCGAGCUUCUAGAAUGGAUCUCGCCGAUACCAUAUGGAAAGCAUCACACUUUUAGAGCGGAAUCUCGAACUCACGGCACAUGUGAAUGGUUGCUACAAGACGAAGACUUUUGUGAAUGGAGGGACUAUCAGUCAUCGGCGGUUCUGUGGCUUCAAGGCUCGAUGGGAGCUGGGAAAACAUACCUCACUUCCAAGGUUAUUGACCAUGUUCGGGAUCUGCUUGGAAGCUCAUCAACCGAUGCGGGUUUUGCAUAUUUUUAUUGCAAUCGGAAUGAAGAGGAACGAAGAGAUCCACUUCGCAUCGUUCAAAGCUACGUUCGCCAACUCUCAACCGCUGUUGGAAGUACUGGACAUAUACGAAAAAGGCUUCAGGCCGUCAGCGAUAAGGCGAGAUGUCAGGGAUCUCACCUUGGUCUCGAGGCAUGCAAGACUCAACUACUAGAAUCGGUAAAUGGGUACUCUCAGACCACAAUCAUUCUUGAUGCCCUGGACGAAUGCUAUGAGCAGUCGCGCUGGCAGCUCAUCGAUGUCAUACGGGAGUUAGUAUCCAAAUCUGAUCGGCCGCUCAAGGUCUUCAUCUCAAGCCGGCCCGACGAAGACAUCAAGACGCAGUUCUCUGGGAAGAACAUUGAGAUCCAGGCGACAAACAAUCAGGGUGACAUUGAGAAAUUUGUCAAUGCCGAAAUAGACAAGCCUAGACAUUGGGGAGCGAUAUCCCAAUCACUGCGGAACGAAAUCGUCAGAACCCUCAGCGAAGGCAGCCAGGGAAUGUUCCAAUGGGCGUAUCUACAGAUUCAACAAGUGCUUGAAUUGCCAACUGAACCAGACAUCCGGGAUAGGCUUGGGAGACUCCCGAUUGGACUCAAAGAAGCAUACGAUGAGGUAUACGGAAACAUUGCGAAAUUUCAGCAUGCGAAGGUCCUCGUGGAUCGCGCGUGCAAGUGGGUGAUGAGUGCCUGCACUCCUCCCAGCAGCGAUGAGCUUUUGUUUGCAAUUUGCAUUGAUUCUGACGAAAAUUCCAUCAACCUUGAAAACAUGGUCACCGAAUCAGGCUUACUGGUUCUAUGCAAAAACCUACUUGUUCUCGAUUCUUUGAGGGGUGUUUGGAGGUUCUCCCACCUGUCGGUAGUGGAGUAUUUUGAAGCCAACCACUGGGGCCUUUGGCAGGCUCAUUCCGAUGCUGCCAAACUGUGUCUCAGGCUUCUGAUUGAGACGUAUGGGAACCCAACCUACGCAAGCGGUAUGGUAAUCCUAGGCGACAAGAACAACAUGAACCCCCUGAACAAGCCUCGCUCCGUUUAUCCAUUAAUAAUAUAUGUACGGCAUCACUGGGUGAUUCACGUUAGAACAUACGAAGAUCUAACCGCCAAGGAAGGAAAAGAAGUAGACCCUCGGUUAGCGAAGCUUUUGAAGAGUUUUCUUGGUUCUCCCGGCGAGAGCAGUUUUCAAUACCGCGCCUGGUAUCGUUGCCUUGACCCAUACUUAUAUACAGCCCCACAGUCGAGCUUUUUGCGCGAAGUCGGCUACAUAUCCCAAAGGGAGAGUAUCUCUCCAGAAAAUGUCACAAUUUGCGCUAUGUGCCGCUUCCCGUUCUACAUUCUCUUGCGGGACUGGUGGGACGAUGCAGAGUUCACUGUUUCACAAACCAAUGGGCAUGGCGACACCCUCUUGACACUUGCUAUCAAGGCAGGUUGCAAACCUAUCUGUGAGACACUGAUAAAACGAGGGAUAGAAACGAACCUCGUGUUGCCAGAAAAUAAUUAUGGGAGCGCUCUCGCCGCUGCCGCUAAUUUCGGACAUAAAGAGAUCGUUAACCUCCUUAUUAAGAAUGGGGCCGACGCGAACCUUACGUUGUCGAGUGGAGACUACGGGAGCGCUCUCGCCGCUGCCGCUUGGGGAGGAUAUAUAGAGGUCGUCAACCUCCUUAUCGAGAAUGGGGCCGACGCGAACCUUACGUUGUCGGGUGGAUAUUACGGGAGCGCUCUCGCUACUGCCGCUUCUGAAGGAGAUGAAGAGGUCGUUAACCUCCUUAUCGAGAGUGGGGCCGACGCGAACCUUACGUUGUCGAGUGGAAUUUACGGGAGCGCUCUCGCCGCUGCCGCUUCUAAAGGAUAUAAAGAGAUCGUUGAUCUCCUUAUCGAGAAUGGGGCCGACGCGAACCUUACGUUGUCGAGUGGAGCUUACGGGAGCGCUCUCGCCGCUGCCGCUUGGGGAGGACAUAAAGAGGUCGUUAACCUCCUUCUCGAGAAUGGGGCCGACGCUAACCUUACGUUGUCGACUGGAGGAUACGGGAUCGCUCUUGCCGCUGCCGCUUCUCAUGGACAUAAAGAGAUCGUUAACCUCCUUAUCGAGAGUGGGGCCGACGCGAACCUUACGUUGUCGAGUGGAGUUUACGGGAGCGCUCUUGCCGUUGCCGCUUGGGGAGGAUAUAAAGAGCUCGUUAACCUCCUUAUCGAGAAUGGGGCUGACGCUAACCUUAUAUUGUCGUGUGGAGACUACGGGAGCGCUCUUGCCGCUGCCGCUUCUUAUGGACAUAAAGAGAUCGUUAACCUCCUUAUCGAGAGUGGGGCCGACGCGAACCUUACGUUGUCGAGUGGAAUUUACGGGAGCGCUAUCGCCGCUGCCGCUUCUAAAGGACAUAAAGACGUCGUUAACCUCCUUAUCGAGAAUGGGGCUGACGCCAACCUUAUAUUGUCGUGUGGAGACUACGGGAGCGCUCUUGCCGCUGCCGCUUCUCAUGGACAUAAAGAGAUCGUUAACCUCCUUGUUGAGAAUGGGGCUGACGCCAAGCUUGCGCUUUCUAUUGCCCCUUCUCGAGAACAUGACAAGAUCGUGGAUGUGCUCGUCAAACAUAGGGGGCUCCUGGCAUUCAAUGGGCCCCGAUCGGCCUAA